Messenger RNA from Tachyglossus aculeatus (Australian echidna), 986 nucleotides. Its product is annotated as homeobox protein EMX1-like. Gene Ontology annotation, biological process: brain development; neuron differentiation; regulation of DNA-templated transcription. The record is from RefSeq and is a predicted model, not a curated record. Lineage: Eukaryota; Metazoa; Chordata; Mammalia; Monotremata; Tachyglossidae. The transcript is spliced from 4 exons. Gene Ontology annotation, molecular function: DNA binding; DNA-binding transcription factor activity, RNA polymerase II-specific. Bases 253 to 912 code for a protein of 219 amino acids.
AGACUAACCCUCCUCCCCCCUUCUCCACUCCAUCCUCCCGCUCAUCCAGUCCUUCCACCUGCCGGCCUUGGGAGAGCCCCGGCGUCCUGAGCCCCCCGCGCUUCUCCGGGGAGGGGGAAGGGGCGUGUGUGUGUUUGUGUGUGUGUGUGUGUGUGUGUGUGUGUGUGUGUGUGGAGUGUGUGUGAGCUAGUGUUUGCACGGCGGCGGCACUAGGGAGGACCCUCCAUCUCCCCCCGCCCCCCAGGCCCCACCAUGCUCCAGCCGGCCACCAAGCGCUGCUUCACCAUCGAAUCCCUGGUGGCCAAAGAGGGCGGGGGCGCUCAGCACGUAGCCGGGCCCGGCGCCCUAGGGUACCCGGCCUCGGUGGGCACGGCCGCCCCGACCUUCGCCCCCGGGGGCUUCCCGGGCCCGGGCCGCCCUCUGUACCCCGGCCCGGAGCUGGCAUUCCCCGAUGCCCUGGGCCCGCCGCCCCUGGCCGUCCACCCGGUGCACCAGCUGGGUGCCACCCCCCUGCAGCCCCCGCCCUCCUUCUUCGGGGCCCAGCCCCGGGACCCCCUCAACUUCUACCCCUGGGUCCUCCGGAACCGCUUCUUCGGGCACCGCUUUCAGGGCGAUCGCCAGGGAUUAUUUGGCGGGAAUUAUCCGCGUUGUCGAUGCCGGCUCAAUUUACCCUCUCGGCGUCAUCCCCGGCCACCGGGAUCCCCGCUGGAAGCGGGGACAGAGGAAGCGAGGGCUCUCAGGAUGCCUUGCUCCUUCAUGGACCUUUCGCCCGCAAACCGAAGAGAAUCCGCACGGCCUUCUCACCCUCGCAGCUGCUGCGCCUGGAGCGGGCUUUCGAGAAGAACCACUACGUGGUGGGAGCGGAGCGUAAACAGUUGGCCGGCAGUCUCAGCCUCUCCGAGACGCAGGUGAAAGUGUGGUUCCAGAACCGGCGGACGAAGUACAAACGGCAGAAGCUGGAGGAGGAAGGGCCCGAGGCUGACCAG